Molecule: messenger RNA, 1736 nt
Organism: Punica granatum (pomegranate)
Lineage: Eukaryota; Viridiplantae; Streptophyta; Magnoliopsida; Myrtales; Lythraceae
Source: RefSeq, a predicted model, not a curated record
GAGUUGACCAAAGCAGCCAGGACAGUAUCUUUCCUUCCGGUCCCUCCCAAGGAUCGCUCUCUACUGUCGGCUGUCCCUUCUCUCUCUCUCUCUCUCUCUCUCUCUCUGUGCAGUUCCUGAGGAGAGGAUGAAGCGGAAGAAGUGGUCGGAGCUCGAAGAGCAGACCCUGCUCGACAAGUACUCGGAGUUCUCCAACUCCGGCGCCCUUUCCAAGCUCAAGACCCGGGAGAAGAAAUUCAAGCCCAUCGCCGACCACGUCAACGCCGUCCACCACCUCCAGGACCCCUCCGCCUUCCCCUUCAAGUGGUCCUGGCGCGACGUCUCCAUCAAAGUCCAGAACAUGCGCCACCAGUACCUUGGCGUCAAGCAGAAGAUCAGGGUCUCCAACGACGAGUUCAACUGGAAGGACGGCGAGAACCACUGGGAGAACUUCCUCAGGUACAAGCAGGUCUUCGGGGAUGUCGAAUUGGAGGUGAAAGGUAAGAAAUCGGGCUGCGGCGUAGAUUUCUUGGGGGAUCAGGGCUUCGCUGACCUAGGUUUGCGGUACGGGAUCUAUUCCGGAGACGAGGAUGAUGAAGAGGAGGAAGAAGAUGAUGGCGACGGCAACGAUGAUGGCGAUGAUGAUGAGGCUGCUGAACGUGGGGAUCGUGAUGGGUACGAAGGCAGAGGAAAAUCGGCCAGCGAGGGUGAUUUCGGGGAAGAGUUGCAAAUUCAAGAAUCGGGAAAUGUUGUGUCGAGGAAAUCAAAGAAAGGUUUUGGCUUCAGCUUAAACAAGAAAUUGGGGCUCUUAGGGGCGCAGGCAUUGGAGCUGAGAGAUGUCAUGGUGAGGAAAGAGGAGAAGAGGAGAGAAAGGGAGUUCGGGAGGGAGAAAAGCUCCAUGGACAGACAAGAGAAGAGGAAGGAGAUGGAGUUUCGGAGAGAGAUGAGGCAGAGCGAGAGGGAGGAGAGGGUGGAGAACAGAGAGCUGGAGUUGGAAGAGAGGGAGCUGAUGUGGGCAAGAAGGGAAUUCAACAAGAGGUUGAGGCUAGAAAGGGAAUUCGAGGAAGAGAGGCGGAGGAGGAGGAGGAUGGAAGAGCGGAGAGAGGAAGAGGAGAUGGAAUGGAGAGAGAGGUUGAUAGGGAUGCAAAUGGAGCACGAGAAGGCUAUGAUGCAGAUGCACGCGGAGGCCUAUCAGAACCAAAUGCAGAUCGUCGGGGUUAUGGCUCGGUUGGUCUGUCAGUUCUUUGGGUCGACACACGAUGCCUUGGCUGGUGGACUUGGCGGGUUGCCCCCUCAGGUUUUACAGAAUUUGCAGCAUCAUCCUGGGGAUUUGGGAGAUAAUGGGAAGCCCGAUGCUAAUUCUCCCUCAGAAUUCAUGUAGAUAAACCUGAAGGAUAGUCAUGGGUUCUGCAGAUUUUCGAUGCCGAGUGAUUAGGAUCCUGGGAAAGAAGCGUGUGUUGUACGAGCAAAGAGGGCGCAUCUGCAUCAUAAGUAAUUAAUUAUCCUCUUGUACUUAUCCAGAAAACAAUCCUCUUGUCGGACUGGAGAGUUUACCUGCAGUUCUUAUCCUAGCUUAACAUUAGGACAGGUUACCAAAGUGAAAUAUUUUAUCCGACUGUUCCUCCACCUUCUCCGUUUCGGCUGUUCAUUCAACGACUCAUCGCCAGUAGCCUCAUUAGAAAUGUAAUAUGAUCCUGGGUCUCUUUUUUCCUGGCUGAGAAGGAGAAAUACUGUCCGGACAGUGUUAUUUCUUUUCA